AUGCUGGCGUGUCUGCAGAGACAGAACCAACACCAACAGCUCACGUGUGCUGCCAAGAUCCUGGACGCGCCGCUCUGUCACAAGAGUGAGGUGAUCUCCUUGCGCUGCGCUCGCUACCCAUCUGCAGCUGAUCUGGAUUCCUAUGCGCAAAGAACAAUCAACAGCCCCCUUUCAAUCAAGAUCUUCCCUGUUAACAUCAGGGUCCCGCAGCACAAGCAAAUCAGCAGGACUGUGAACGGCCUGGACACCGGCGACCAGGGCUUGGGCCCGUCCUCGCACCCCUACCAAGGCUUGCUGGCGAUCGUCAAGACUUCCUCCAAAGGUGUGUUGAAGAACGCCGAUGGAAAACGGGCCAAACUUUCCCCAAUGCAGAUGGUGGUGGCUCCGUACGCGCCUCCCAGUAGACACCGGCAGAAUCUGUAUGGCGUUGUGUCCCACGGCGUAAUCCAUCACAUGAGCCGUCCGUCCAAUGUCCUAUCCAGUCCUUCAUUCUUGGCCGCAUCUUGCGCAGACUCGAGUUUCUCCCAGAGCGCUCUGGCAUAUUCUGGAGCUGUUCUGCCUGCUCAAAGCGCAGAUGCGGCCGGUUCAGAUUCCUGGGCGCAGCGGCACUAUCCACAGAUGUAUGGAGCCGAGGUGUCAUACAGAUCACACCCUCCCAGUCGAACCAUUCCAGACAAGGUCCCAUCAUCAUCCCCUGCCAUGCAUGGAGACUUCUCUGUCAGCCAGUUUGCUCACGCUUGGAAUAGCGUGCUCGCAACACCGGAUACUGACUGUUACAACCUUCAGGAGCGCCUCCAUCCGAACUCCCUGUGGACGCAGGAGAAGAGCCUGUGCCAGGCGUCCGUCCUCAGCACCAGCUUGAAGUCUCUGGAGUGUCUCAUCAGCGAGAUCCAGCCGCCCUGCAUCAAGGAGUGCAUGCUGGGACAAGGACGAGGACACGAGCCGCACCUUCAGCUGCCGGUGUUGAGAUCGGACACUUAUAAUGGAGCAGCUGAAAGACACGGGAACUAG
This is a messenger RNA of Carassius carassius (crucian carp), 1011 nucleotides long. Its product is annotated as protein FAM222A. The transcript is spliced from 2 exons. The record is from RefSeq and is a predicted model, not a curated record. Bases 1 to 1011 code for a protein of 336 amino acids. NCBI's taxonomy places the organism in Eukaryota, Metazoa, Chordata, Actinopteri, Cypriniformes, Cyprinidae.